This is a messenger RNA of Ricinus communis (castor bean), 2053 nucleotides long. RefSeq names its product sodium/calcium exchanger NCL. NCBI's taxonomy places the organism in Eukaryota, Viridiplantae, Streptophyta, Magnoliopsida, Malpighiales, Euphorbiaceae. Gene Ontology annotation, molecular function: calcium:proton antiporter activity; calcium ion binding. The record is from RefSeq and is a predicted model, not a curated record. The coding region runs from base 229 to 1959 and encodes 576 amino acids. Gene Ontology annotation, cellular component: membrane. Gene Ontology annotation, biological process: intracellular calcium ion homeostasis; calcium ion transmembrane transport. The transcript has 7 exons.
AUUAAAUACAUGCUUGAAAAUCAACUUUCAUUUCUGUUAUUUUAGUUUCAACCUGUUUUCCAGUUUGACACUCUUUGUGCAUAUAGUUGACUAAGAAUCCUUCCAGGGAAUCAAUUUCUUGUUCUAGAUUCCUUCCUUUCUAUUAUAGUCUUCACAAAUUACACUUAUUUUAUUGGUUUUCAGCUUCAACUCAAUCCACUUGAGCUGCUGAAAGAAACAAGCCUAAUCAUGAACAAGAAAUUUUCUUUAUUAUCUCUGGUAAUCCUCUUUGUUAUACUGGCCUGUCCUGGCCAUGGUCGGAUUUUUAUAGAUAAUCCAAGUUCUUCCAUGGUUUCUGAUGGAAAAUAUAGCAGUGCUCAGGGACAGCAGCCAUUUAUUCGUCUAUACGACUUGUUUUCAUCGGAUGGUAGCUGCGAUGAAACAUAUGGUUUCUUCCCAUGCACAACCACAAUCCUCGGAAACAUUUUCCUUAUUCUUGUCUAUGGUUAUUUGAUGUUCCUGUCUGCUAAGUUGUUGUCUGAUGGAAGUGAGAUACUUCUCCAAAUUCUUGGUCCUGGCAUUAUAGGUGGUCUUUUCUUGCCUGUGUUGAGUGCCCUUCCUGAUUCAGCUAUAAUCCUUGCAUCUGGGCUAUCUGGGAGCACAGAAACAGCUCAAAGUCAGGUGUCAGUUGGGAUGGGUUUGAUGGCUGGAUCAACUGUUCUGCUUCUGACAUUACUAUGGGGCUCUUGCCUCAUUGUUGGCAAGUGUGACAUUGAAGGUUCUGUGGCUGUAGACUCGAAAGAUACAAAAACAUUUAGCCUAAUCGGAUCUGGAGUGACUACUGAUAUUUGGACUAGUUUUGCUGCAAGGCUCAUGGUAAUAUCUAUUAUCCCCUUCAUAUUAGUUCAGCUACCACAAGUUUUGCACAGAACUUCUCAAAGCCGCUUAGCAAUUCUGGUUUCCCUAAUCGUCUCCCUUAUUUUAUUAGUUUGCUACAGCCUAUAUCAGGUUGUUCAGCCAUGGAUUCAGAAGAGAAGAAUUGCAUAUGCGAAACAUAAGAACAUAAUAUCAGGAAUACUUAAAGAUUUAAAAAAGCGCUCGCUUGGAAGACUUUUCACAGUUAAUGGUGAUCUUAACAGAGAUAUUAUUCAAAAGUUAUUCAAGACAAUAGAUGACAACUCAGAUGGAUACCUGACAAUUGCAGAGUUGAAGGCACUUAUAAUUGGAAUCCAGUUUGACGAGUUAGAUAUUGAUGUUAGUGUUGCAGUUGAUCAAGUAUUGAAAGAUUUUGAUACAUCAGGCGACUCGUGUGUCGAUAUGGAUGAGUUUACCCGUGGAAUUUCAAAGUGGCUCCGUGAAGCUAAACAUUCUGCUAGAUAUUUUGAUGACCACAGUAGAGGAUCAUCGCAAGUUUUAACAGGCUUUGAUCAGCAAACAAGUGCAGAAGAAGAUGUUUUAGGAGAUCAGACUGGUGAAAUUUCAUCAAAUCCUGGAAACCCGAAAUGGAAUACAACAAAAGCAGUGCUGAUGUUGAUUUUAGGAACAAUUGUUGCUGCUGUAUUUGCUGAUCCACUGGUAGAUGCUGUUGACAAUUUCUCAACUGCUUCAAACAUUCCUACCUUCUUUGUAUCCUUCGUGAUCUUGCCAUUUGCUAGCUCUAGUGAGGUGGUCUCAGACAUGAUCUUUGCCAGCAGGAAGAAGUCAAGAUAUGCUUCUCUAGCAUACUCUGAGAUAUAUGGGUCGGUGACAAUGAGCAAUGUUCUUUCCCUGUCAGUGUUCUUGGGACUUGUCUACUUUCGGGGUUUGACAUGGAACUUCUCAUCUGAAGUUCUGAUAAUUCUGAUUGUGUGCAUUGCGAUUGGCCUAAUUGCCAGUUUACGCACCACUUUCCCUCUUUGGAUGUCUCUGGUGGCUUAUGCAAUGUACCCUUUCUCUCUGUUGCUUGCUUAUAUCUUCAACUAUGUUUUGGGGUGGUCCUAAAUCCUAGCCUUACUUUACAGACCAGUAAAAUAACAUCACCAUUGUUAAACAUGCCUUGAGUUACUUCCAUUUGAUGCCCAAAGGCUGAAGUAUA